Colletotrichum truncatum is the source of this 1617-nucleotide messenger RNA. RefSeq names its product malate synthase. Gene Ontology annotation, molecular function: malate synthase activity. The record is from RefSeq and is a predicted model, not a curated record. Lineage: Eukaryota; Fungi; Ascomycota; Sordariomycetes; Glomerellales; Glomerellaceae. Gene Ontology annotation, biological process: glyoxylate cycle. Gene Ontology annotation, cellular component: peroxisomal matrix; cytoplasm.
AUGGCACAACAGACUUCUGCGUUGGACAGCGUUGCUGUCCUCGGGGCUGGCAACGAAGCUUCUCGUCUCAUCCUGACCAAAGAUGCAUCCAAGUUCCUGGCAAUCAUUCACCGCAGUUUCGAGCCUACUCGCAAACACCUUCUCAAGUUGAGACAACAACGUCAGAUUGAGACCGACCAAGGCAGACUACCUGACUUUCUGCCCGAAACCAAGCACAUCCGUGAUGACGAUACUUGGAGGGGCGCAACACCCGCACCUGGGUUGGUUGAUCGCAGAGUUGAGAUUACCGGACCCACAGACCGCAAAAUGGUUGUGAAUGCACUCAACUCUGACGUUUGGGCCUACAUGGCAGACUUUGAGGACUCGAAUGCACCGACUUGGGAAAACAUGAUUCAAGGCCAAGCAAAUUUGUACGACGCUAUCCGUCGUCAGGUUGACUUCAAAUUGGGCGAAAAGGAGUACAAACUCAGAACCGACCGCACUCUGCCAACUUUGAUUUGCCGUACCCGCGGCUGGCAUCUGGAUGAAAAGCACUUUACUGUAGACGGAGAGCCCAUGUCGGGAGCACUUUUCGACUUUGGUCUCUACUUCUUUCACAACGCGAAGGAGUUGAUUUCGAGAGGAGCCGGCCCCUACUUUUAUCUGCCCAAGAUGGAGUCUCACCUUGAGGCCAGGUUGUGGAACGACGUUUUCAACAUGGCCCAGGACUACCUCGGAAUUCCUCGGGGUACGAUCCGAGCAACUGUGUUGAUUGAGACUAUUAGCGCCGUGUUCGAGAUGGAUGAGAUCAUUUACGAACUCAGAGACCAUAGCUCUGGUCUCAACUGCGGCAGAUGGGACUACAUUUUCACCUUUGUCAAGCGUUUCCGCAACAGACCAGGCUUUAUCCUUCCUGACCGUUCAGAUGUCACCAUGACCGUUCCCUUCAUGGACGCUUACGUGAAGCUGCUGAUCAGUACAUGCCAUCGUCGUGGCGUUCACGCCAUGGGCGGCAUGGCCGCUCUCAUCCCCAGAAAGGACGACCCUGUUGCCAACGCAAAGGCGAUGGAUAAUGUCCGCGCGGACAAGCUACGCGAGGUCAAGGCCGGACACGACGGUACCUGGGUUGCGCACCCGGCACUGGCAUCCAUUGCGAGCGAGGUUUUCAACGAGCACAUGCCGACGCCCAAUCAGAUUUUUGUCCGAUCCAAGGUUAGCGUCACUCGCGAUGACCUCCUAAACUCCGUUGUUCCCGGCAAGAUCACCGACGAUGGCGUGAAGAAGAACCUACACAUUUGCGUGGCGUACAUGGAGGGAUGGCUCCGCGGUGUUGGUUGCAGCGCUAUUAACUAUUUGAUGGAGGAUGCUGCAACUGCAGAGGUGUCUCGCACGCAGCUGUGGCAAUGGGUCAAACAUGGCGCUAGCACUGCUGAGGGCACCAAGAUCGAUAAGACAUAUGUGUUGAACACUCUUGAUCAACUCACCAAAGAGCUUUCAAGUUCCGCUCCAGCGAACAACAAAUUCGAGCUUGCGGCGAAAUAUCUUCAACCGCAGGUAACAGGCGAGGAUUAUGCUGAUUUCAUCACAACUCUUCUCUAUGAUGAGAUUACUUCUCUGGGUCCGUCAGGGAAGUCGUAA